AUGACGACCCGAAGAGAUGCCCUCCCUGUGUCGAAGGAUCUCGUUUACGAAACGGCCCUCGUGCUCUGGAGAUCGGUGGUCAACAUCUUCUUCCGUGAAAUCAGGCCCAGAGGUGCAUUCCAUAUUCCUCGCGAAGGGCCUGUGAUAUUUGUGGCCGCCCCUCACCAUAACCAAUUCCUUGACCCGCUUCUCCUCAGUUUACAAGUGCAUCGGGAAACGAGGCGCAAAGUACAAUUCCUGAUUGCUGCGAAAAGUAUGAAGAGGAAAGCAAUUGGUUUCUUCGCUAGCAUGAUGUCGAGUAUCCCGGUCGUCCGAGCUGCAGACGACGCUAAGCCGGGUACGGGUCAGGUGUUCUUGUCCGACGACGACCCGUGUGUCGUUGUUGGGCAUGGCACGCGAUUUCUCGAGGAAUUCAAGCCGAAGAUGCAGAUAAUGCUCCCGAAAGCCGUCAAUUCGGCUGUGGCUGAAGUGGUCGAGGUGAUUUCUGACACUGAGCUCAAGAUCAAGAAAGAGUUCGGCGGAGAGAGCGGAAAGGGAACAGCAAGGAUUCGUGAAAAGCUAAAGGAGUUACAGACAGAAGGCAAACAAGGCUUUAGUUUCAUGAAGAUGCCUUACGUUGAUCAGCAGGAAAUGUACCACCAUGUCUACCAAUGCCUGACAGAUGGUGGGUGCAUUGGGAUAUACCCUGAGGGUGGUAGUCACGACCGGACCGACCUCCUACCGCUGAAGGCUGGAGUCUCCCUCAUGGCUCUAGGAGCUAUGGCAAAUGACCCAAAUGUAAAAGUCAAAAUUGUGCCUGUCGGUCUGUCGUACUUCCAUCCACACCGAUUCCGUUCUCGGGCCGUUGUUGAGUUCGGUACGGCGCUGGAUGUACCAGAAGAUCUCGUUCAAAUGUUCAAGGAAGGCGGGACGCAAAAAAGACAAGCGGUUGGAAAGCUGCUCGACUACAUUUAUGACGCUUUGAAGACAGUCACAAUUCGAGCGCCAGAUUACGAGACAUUGAUGUUGUGCCAGGCUGCAAGGCGACUGUACAGAACGCCCGGCCAACACCUGACACUAGGGCAAGUUGUAGAGCUGAACCGUCGCUUCCUCGAGGGUUAUCUACAUUUCAAAGACGAGUCCAAGGUGCAGAAGCUUCGGAGCGACGUCCUGAAGUAUAAUCGGAUGGUUCGAGAUCUUGGGCUGCGUGAUCACCAGGUACCGCAUGCACAGAAAGUCGGUUGGAAGGCAUUAGGUCUAUUCACGUAUCGGCUGGUUUUACUAUUUGUCUGGACCCUGCUGGCCCUUCCUGGUGUUAUACUCAACGGCCCCAUAUUCCUCGCUGCCUCAAUCAUAUCUCGGCAGAAAGCGAAAGAGGCGCUCGCCGCUUCUACCGUUAAGAUAGCUGCCAGAGAUGUGAUUGCAACAUGGAAAGUUCUGAUCUCCCUGGGACUGGCUCCUAUUCUGUAUGGCUUUUAUGCAUUCCUCGCGACCAUGGUAUCCAUCGAGGCUGGUGUUCCUCUGGUAUGGAUCAUUUGGACACCAAUUCUUGUAAUGGUCACAUUACCAUUCGUGGGAUACGCUGCGCUUAAGUUUGGCGAAGCUGGGAUGGAUGUUCUCAAGUCACUAAGACCAUUGGUAGUCGCAUUGGUGCCCGGCCAAUCACAUUCACUGGACAAGCUUAGGGCAAUGCGGGUCACAGUCUCAAAUGAGCUCGCUGAGGUCAUCAGCGAGUUUGGCCCGAAGUUGUACGAGAACUUCGAUGAAUAUCGCAUUCUCGUGCCUUCUGCCAGUGUACCGGCGUCCUCAGGCCAACCCGGCAUUUGGCGACGAAAGAGUGGAACCGGAGGCAUAGACGCACAGGGCAACCUGCUUGUCCAUCCUAUGACUUGGCUGGACGAGCGACUGUUUGGCUGGAGCCGAAGCGCCUCACGAGGUACCAGCGCAUGGUCGGGCUCGCGCAGCCACGACAACAGUCGUGUACAGUCGCCCGACGCGUCCGAUGACGAAGAGGGCGACUAUGACAACGUGCUCGGAUACCUCGAGAGACGGGGCAGCUCUGCGCCGCGUGAAGGACCCCGCAGUCAGCGAACAUCCUACGCCAACUUGCACAAGAUGCACAGCGACACAAGCUCAAGUGCUGCACCAUUCCCUCCGGCUGCCAGCGGUGCAGAAGCGGUCGAGACAGAUGGCCUGCAAUUCCGACCACGAAAGGGAUCACGAACCAGGAAAGCGUCCUUGGAGACCACGAUCCCCGUCGAGCGAAUUGGUGAGCUCGACAGGCAAGAAAAGUUUUGUGAGGCUACGGAGGAGCUCAAUCACGAAGUGGAGGACGGGCAAGCAAUGAAGGACCAGUAAUGUCAACUUUUCCUGUGGGCUUUGUACGACAUAUAGCAGUAGUAGCUGCACUCGUAUGCACAAUGCAGAUCAUGCAGCUCGGUACAGCUGAAUUACCUG
Messenger RNA from Postia placenta MAD-698-R-SB12, 2436 nucleotides. RefSeq lists its product as hypothetical. Gene Ontology annotation, cellular component: endoplasmic reticulum membrane. Lineage: Eukaryota; Fungi; Basidiomycota; Agaricomycetes; Polyporales; Adustoporiaceae. Gene Ontology annotation, biological process: phospholipid biosynthetic process. Gene Ontology annotation, molecular function: glycerol-3-phosphate O-acyltransferase activity; glycerone-phosphate O-acyltransferase activity. The coding region runs from base 1 to 2337 and encodes 778 amino acids. The transcript has 10 exons. The record is from RefSeq and is a predicted model, not a curated record.